Paramuricea clavata is the source of this 2238-nucleotide messenger RNA. Lineage: Eukaryota; Metazoa; Cnidaria; Anthozoa; Malacalcyonacea; Plexauridae. The record is from the annotation of a GenBank genome assembly.
AUGUCAUCAAGUGAUGAGUAUGAAAAUACCAUGGACCAUGAGCCCGAUGUUGAAAGUGAACAGAUUGGUGCAAAAUCGAGCAAGGUCUCAAAUGAGCGAAAAUUUUUGCAGUAUUUUCAAACCGCUUCCAAGAAACUCUCAGAUGGUGGCAAUGAUCCACAGGUUCCUAAACAUGUAAAAAACGUACAGCCUGGAACUAACAAGAAAAGAGUGCAGAAGACCCUCACUUUUGCUUGGUCUGUAAUAAGACGAUUUGCCGUGGUAUCGGAAAGACAUGCUGCUCCAAACCACAAAAAUGAUCCUGGCUUCAACCUCUCAAAAUCAAUUGUUCCAAUAAAUCAUCAAGCAGCUGUUGCAGCGAAAAGGAAGAAAGAAGAUAACACAUUGUGUGAAAGUGAAGACACAGAGGAAGUAAUGGAAAUAGAAAAUUCUUCUGACAAUUCAUCUUCUGGAAACGCAAGUCUCGUUCAAGUAACAACCACGCAAUUUGGAAGCAAACGUCCUAUACAAUCAACUCUUAAUUUCACUUCUGAAGAAAAUUCUAAGCAAGCAAGUAGAGUUUGUGGUGACGACAUUUCAGUGAUUUACAAUAAAAUUGACAAGCUUCUAGAAAGGAUGGAGAUAACUCCUUCAGAAAACAAGUUUAUGCACAACGGCGAAACUGAAGCGGCAGUAAAGAUUUUAAAGGAAUCUUCUUGUCUUUCAGACAUUGAUGGCUCCGGUUUUAACUUCUACCCUGAUACUUUUGGAGGUGGAAUUGUCAGAUGCGAAGCAUGUUUUGAGAUGAUAUGUGACAGCAGUCCUGCUCUACUGGACAAAGAUCUAUUACAAGUUCAACGAAAGAUGGAGAAAUCUCCAGGAAAUACAUUAGGAGCUGGAUUAGAACAUGCAAGCUGUACAACAAGAAAUGGAGGGAAUGCACACUACAGAGCACCUAUUGCCCGAAAAAGGCGACGUGUUAUCAAAGAAAGGUCGAUGGAUGUAUUGUGUAAUCAAUUAAAGUCAGCUCUCUUUACAGUCAAAAUAAAAGCUGCAUCACUUCAUUACGAAAAUGCCAUUGGCUUAGUUCAUAGUUGCGGUUCGGAUGUUGGGAACUUGGGUCAUGGAAGAAAUCAAAUGAAAGCCAUGGUUCAAGCUUUUGAAUGCUAUUUACACAAGCGAACACGCGAUCUCCUCACUACGCCUUUACCAUCAACAGGACUGCCACCACACUUUGGAACUACGUCAGACAAGUCUACUCCAAUUCACGUUUCAAAUCACGCCAUAAUGAUCCUAGUAAUGUUAAAUGGCAUGAAGACAGCCAUUCCAGUCGAUGCUCCGCCUGUGUACUCAUUUUCUGAAGCAGGCCUUAAAGGAGGGACAGCUGAUGAAUUAGCGGAACAGGUGAUCUCUGCCCUGGUUAAAACCUUGAAGCUUCCAAAUAAUUCUUUGUCAUCGUUGAUGGCCCAUCAAGCUGAUGGUCAGUACCAGUCAAGAAUGUUUCUUCAAACGUUGAAAUCAUCUACACAAGGGGACAACAAAGAGGACCUGCUAGCUGCUCAUGAUAUCUUUUUCGUUAUACCCUGGGAUACUGCCCACUGGAUGGAUCUUUGUAUGGUGGAUAUUCGUGAGAGUAGCGAGUUCUUACGGCGCUUCAUCAAAAGAGCAAACCAAUUCAAUACGAUGUAUGGCAGAGGAAAGGGGCAUGCUGAAUACCAGGGCGUUGCAAAGCAAAAUUCCUUGAAGGCUCAUGUUACUAAAGUGUACGCAACAACACGGUUUGCGAGUAGCUCGUUUUCACAGUUUGAGAGCAUAUACGAAAGUUAUGAAGCUCUAUGUAAAGCGUUUUCAGCGAUUAGAGAAACGGAUGAUGAAGACGAGGAAAUGAAGUAUAUGAUUAAAGGUCGGGAUUUCUGCCUAGAUCUGUGUGGAAUCAUAGACAUCCUGUCAAAACCUAUGGAGAUGAUGAUCAAGUCUCAAUCUUUGGAUCAGUACCUGUGGUCUGUUACCAAAUGGUGGCCAAAAGUAAAAGCCAUUCUACUAGCAAUGAAACGAGGUCCGACCGGUCAGCUAUCUGACAUUCGGAAAGUAACAGUACGAAAGCAACUAUUCCCAAAACUCUGGAAACAUUAUGAAGAUCUUAAUGAAGAAGAUAGCGUAGAUUGCAUUUUUAGGGGUUCAGUUAUUACCAGGAUGGAUGGUCGUGGAUACGGCAGAACAGGUCGACAGCAUUUCCAAAAAGAAAAGAAAAGUCAUUGA